AUGGCAACAACAACGCCUCCCCGCCGCAUAACCACCGGUUCGAUCACCUCGGUCCAAUCGCAUUCCGCGGUUCGACCUCUAUCAAUGAUAUCUCUAAUCCGUCGACAUCACACCUCGAUCAACCUUCGUCUGCCGUCGCCAAUUGCCUCUGCCUCCAGGCGGUGGUUAAUCGAAGCGGUCGCGAGAUCGCCUUGGGAAGGAUCUGAUAACGGAGGAGCUCAGGCUGAUGGUAAAAAGCCAGGCGUGUGCGGUUACGCGAUCAGCGGCAACGAGAUCGAAGGGAGCAGUGGGGAGCUUGUGGAGGGAGAUCAGCAGCAUGUCAAUACGAUGGAGAUGGUGAUGUGGGCAGCGGCUACGGCGGCGUUUGGAGUCGCGAACCGUGUGAUGUACAAGCUAGCGCUGGUUCCGCUCAAACAGUAUCCCUUCUUCCUCGCGCAACUCUCCACCUUCGGGUAUGUAGCUGUAUAUUAUUCAAUCUUGUAUUUUCGAUAUCGUGCUGGAACUGUUACAGAUGAGAUGCUCUCGGUGCCUAAGAUGCCAUUUUUAAUUGCUGGCGUCUUGCAGGCUUUAGCUGCAGCUGCUGGCAUGGCAGCCACAGCAAAUCUUUCGGGGCCAUCUACUACAGUUUUAUCUCAGACAUUUCUUGUCUGGCAAAUCUUCUUCUCCAUUAUAUUUCUCAGGAGAAGAUAUAGCGUAAACCAAAUACUCGGAUGCACUCUUGUAGCCGUUGGUGUAGUCGUCAGUGUGGCAAGUGGAUCAGGUGCUGCUCAUUCCUUAAAGGAAGCUGGAGUAUUUUGGAUUCUUCUUAUGGUCCUUUCUUACCUUUUCCAAGGAGCAGAUACAGUAUUAAAGGAAGUCAUUUUUAUAGAUAGCCAGAAACGAUUGAAGGGAGCUUCACUCGAUCUUUUUAUAGUAAAUUCGUAUGGUUCAGCCUUCCAAGCCAUCUGCAUCGCAUUGCUACUUCCAUUUCUCUCAAAACUGUGGGGCAUACCGUUUAAUCAACUCGGUAGCUACCUAAAAGACGGUGCGGCUUGCUUUCUCAACAUCGGGACAAUGACAAAAGGAUGUGAAGGGGCUCCAUUGUUGCCUCUACUGUUUGUGAUAGCAAACAUCGGCUAUAACAUUGCGCUUUUAAGACUCCUCAAGAUUUCAUCGGCUGUGGUUUCAUCUCUUGCAUCGACAGUGUCAGUGCCCAUUGCAGUGUUCUUGUUCACGUUGCCAUUACCUUACCUUGGAGUUGCAUCAUCGCUUCCAAAUGGGUUCAUGGGAGGAACAAUAAUACUUGUAUUGGGAAUGCUUGUUUACAGCUGGGCACCACAAGGACCUAACGGUUCUCAUACUGAUUCAGUCAUUCCUUCACCUCCUCCCACUUAGAGUGAGUUUGAUUAGAGUUUCUGUUUUUAGUAAGAGAUUUGAGAGAUUUGUGAAAAUAUCAAACUAGAAAAAGAUAAUCUAAGAUCUGAAUAUCAUAAAAUAUUUUAAUGAUGUUAAUUGGAAAAGUUGACAUUUUUGAAAGUUGCUAGCUGGAUUUUGAUAUU
Brassica rapa (field mustard) is the source of this 1538-nucleotide messenger RNA. Its product is annotated as protein CLT3, chloroplastic. The record is from RefSeq and is a predicted model, not a curated record. Lineage: Eukaryota; Viridiplantae; Streptophyta; Magnoliopsida; Brassicales; Brassicaceae.